Bursaphelenchus xylophilus (pine wood nematode) is the source of this 3731-nucleotide messenger RNA. The record is from the annotation of a GenBank genome assembly. Lineage: Eukaryota; Metazoa; Nematoda; Chromadorea; Rhabditida; Aphelenchoididae.
AUGGAUGGAUACGAUGAACAUUUGGCUAAAGAUCGGAGUUAUGUUACCAAAUCUCGAGCUCAAGCGGCUCUGCAAAAGCUUGGUAUUCUCCUGCAUAUCGGCCUGCGUAAGUUAACAAUUCAGGAUAAAACCUAUGCCCUCUAUAGCGAUAUGCCGAGAUCACCAAACAAUGUUGGACAAAUUGUUCUCUGAAGUAACUGUAAUCAAUGCCGGGCGAAAUAUUUUUCCAUCGCCAGAAACAGGCAAUUUCGGUACUGCCAAAGUAAUCGAAAAUGAUGAGGAAGUGUAUUGCUUUCCUGAACAACAGACUUCUCAAUCGUCACAUGCGUUUUCACAGGGAUCGUCGUAUAUUCCACCAUCAGACGGCACACAAGAAUCGCGCAGUUCUCAAUGCUUAGUGUCAAAUGUUAUACCACCGGUAGGGCUUUUGUAGGUUGUAUUAAUUUGCUUGUAUUUAGUUGCAUUGCGCAAGGAGGACAGCGCCCAAAACUUGCGAAAAAUUUUACGAAUUCGGUCAAGCCGCAGAGGUUUCAAAUUUGCAGCCAAGGAAACGGUUUCGCGAUCUGACUAAGAGGCAGAGAAACAGACGAUCUCAAAGCCUCUUUGAGAUUUUAAAAGUAUCUGCUGAUUGUAUGGCCGGCAAAGAUGACAGUGAACAGUUAAUACAAACUGUCAUCGCAAACAACGGAAACAGCCAGCCUUCAGGUAGUGCCGAUAUGGAUGAGUUACUGUCAUACUCGGCUAGACUCUUUUAUCAACUUGAGACACGUCAAGAAAGAAUAGCACUUCUGAGUAUAUUAACCAGAAAUCUGCCGUACUCUUACAUAGAAAAAUAUAUUCCAUCGUUAUCAAGAAGAUAUUACACAGAAUCAAGACGUUAUGCAUUGGAUUCCAGCUCUUUAUCGGCUCCAGCAAAGAGGACAGUUACAAGAGUGAAUAAACUACAACUAAAUCAAUUUAUUGACUAUAUUACAGGGUAGGGAAAUCCAUUACUACAUUUGAUUUAUUUUUUAGCCCGUCGGUGAUGAUCGGUCUCCCCUUUGGGGAAAGAAAAGGGAAAACAUCGACUGGAGCCGAAAUUUUAAUUCCAAACACAAUUCGGCUUUUCCGACAUGAACAGAUUUACCGAAAUUACAUCGACUAUUUGAGCGAACUUGGAAUUUGUAGUGGUGCAAUAUCCAGAUCAACUGCACUGAAAAUCUUGAAUGUUUGUUCUGCAAAUAGGCGAAAAUCGCUAACAUGUAUAGACGAAUUUAUUGCGGACGCCGACGACGUAAGACUGUAAUCAUAAUUUCGUAAAGGAAAAUUUUUAUUUAGGGAUUUGACACAAUUAAGCAGAAUUUGGAGGAAGUCGGCGACCUCUUUGAACCCAACAGACUCAAGUCGCUUGAUAAGAAAUUAAUGGAAAUUAAACAGUAUCUUCGUGGGGACUUCCGCCUGCAUGUCAAGAAUUACUCUCGAGUUCCAGACCAUUGCAUUUUACACUCUCUUAGCAAUCAUCAAGAUAAACGGUUUAAAGAGAAGUGCGAUGAGCAAGGUGAAAACUCGCAUGAACAUACAAUCUUAUGCCCAAGAUGCGAAAUGGAAAAGCAGACACUUGGAGAGGUCCAAAAUACGUUCGAACAGCUCCUUACCGACGCCCGAAAGGCGCAAGACAAGCCUAAAAUUACUUAUUAUGAAGACAUGACAACUGAUUUUCUCGAGGCAAUUGAGAAAAUUAAAAAUCUCAAGCGUCAUCAAGUUCGAGCCGCGCACAGUAAUAAAGUAAGAGAAGAGCUCAUCGGAAGACUGAAACCUGGUGAAGCACUGAUCGUCUUAGACUUUGCGCAGAAGGUCCUGCAGAUGCGCUUCCGUGAAACGCAACAACAAUAUUUUGGUAAACGAGGAAUGUCUUUGCAUGUUGCACAUGUGACUGCAAUAAGUCCUAAUGGAAAACUAAUUCAGCAUUCAUUUCUACAUGUGCUGGGAGUUGAAGUUCAGGUAAAAUUGAAAUUAGCAAACUUGUUACUUUAUUUUUAGGAUGGUGAGGCCGUAGUGGCAAUCAUUAGACAUUGUCUGGAAAAUUUAAAGCAAAAUGGAAUCGAGAAAGUAACUUUGAGAAGUGAUAACGCAGGUAAGAGAAAAAUAAUGAUAUAAUAUUGAACACACAAAUUAUAGAUCGAAAAAAUUACAGUUAAUUCCUAGAUUCUCAAGCACUUAUUUCUGCUGUCCAAUGCUGACACAUUGUAAAAUCGUAUUCCAUUUCAGGGUGUUAUCAUUCUCAGGGAACAAUUCUUUCCUUGCCCGCCAUUUCAAAGCAAACAUCGGUCCACAUAGAAGCCUAUGAAUUUUCGGAAGCACAAGCCGGGAAAUCAACUGCAGACCGUGUUAUAUCUACAAUGAAGAGGCGGAUUCGUGAUUUCGUUGACUCAGGCAAAAAUGUGUUGGAUGCAGGCGACUUGUACUCAGCUCUACACUACCCGAAAGCGCUUCAUGGGGUGUCAGUGCACGCUGGAUUUAUCAAAGACAGAGAAACCCCACAAAAAAGGAAGGAAAUGGAACGUUAUCGAAAUGCAAUUGGAAGUGUGACCAAUCAGUAUUCUUUUACGUUCUCAACAAAUGGACUUGUAACCUAUCGAAAUUUCUACAAGAUUGGAGAGGGAGUAACCGUCAUGCCCGAAGAUUAUAAGAACGCUGAAUAUUCGGCGUUUUUCAAGUCUGAGCAGAGCACUGAUUUUUCAGUAGUCAAAUUUUGGACCGGGGACCCCGAUUUCGAAAUUCCUUUCGGUGACUUCCCCGAAUAUGAGGCAACAACGACAACCCCGCUCCCACCAUUAAAUUUGGCCGGUAAUGUUGAGCCGUUGAUUGAAGAUUCAGAAGGGCAUGAGGAAGUCCAACCCCCAUCAGCUUAUGAAACACGAAUUAACGAUGUGGAGGAGGAAAGCGCGAUUCCAAAUACAGCACAUGGCACACUAUUUGAAUGUCCGGAACAGGGCUGCGGUAAAAAAUUUAUACGACUGUCAAAUCUGGCACGCCACAUACAGAUUGGUAAACACGAAAAAAACCCUGAUGUUGUAAGAAUGGAAGACUACGUGCUUCAGGCGUAUGCCGACAAGCUGGAAACACUUGAUCCAAGGAAUACAUUUUCUUCAAUAACAGGCAACCAGAACUUUCUAACAGUCGAAGAGGUAGAUGCAGAAGACAAAUCCAAUAUGGUUAAAAUGGGAUGGGCAAGAAAACCAAAGCGGACACGGCAUGUUGCCAGCGAUGCCGCCCGAGCAUUUGUUGUAAAGUUUUUUGAAGAAGGAAAGCGAUCAAAAAGAAAGUACGAUCCAAAAUAUGUGGCUCGGGAAAUGAAAAUUGCCAAAUCGCCAACAGGAGAACGACUAUUUACUGCAAACGAACGGUUGAACUACAAACAAAUAGCAUCCAUGUUUUCCCGCUUAGGGCGUGAAGACGCAUCUGCGAAAUCGUCGACUACUACUUCUACCGAGAUUGAAUUUAAUGAUGAAUUAGAUUAUAGAACAGAUCCUAAUUUCGAAAAUCCGUUUGAUGAGCUGCUUGAGCGAGUGGAAAAUGCUAAAGAAACAGAUGAAGCGGGAAAAGAGCAUUUGAGCUUUGAUAUUUCCUAUGAUGAGCCUGAGUUUAUAGCUUGCAACCGGCCCAAUAGGCCAACUCAAUCGUCGGCCGAAGAUUGCCCCAAUUCCGGAGAUGAUCCGGAACCUCCAGUAAAAAGGAAGAAAGAAUUUUAA